UACCCAAAUCACAAACCCAAGACCUAAACUUGCUCACGAAGAAAAAAAAAUCGCCGAGUCAGAUCUCAAUCGCAAACCGUCUCCAAUGGCUCUCGAGUGGGUUGUCCUAGGCUACGCAGCCGCCGCCGAAGCGAUCAUGGUGAUCCUCCUAACGAUGCCUGGACUCGACGCGCUCCGCAAAGGCUUGAUCGCCGUCACGCGCAACCUCCUGAAGCCGUUCCUCUCGAUCAUCCCCUUCUGCCUCUUCCUCCUCAUGGAUAUCUACUGGAAGUACGAGACUCGUCCCUCCUGCGACGGCGACUCGUGCACCCCUUCCGAGCACCUCCGUCACCAGAAGUCGAUCAUGAAGUCCCAGAGGAACGCGCUCCUGAUCGCGUCGGCGCUUGUGUUCUACUGGAUUCUGUAUUCCGUUACGAAUCUUGUGGUUAGGAUCGAGCAGCUUAACCAGAGGGUUGAGAGGCUUAGGAAGAGGGAGUAAAGCGUCGUCGUUUUGGGCUGCGCUGAUUUGGUGUUCUUUCUUUUCGAUGUUUGCUUUUAUCUUGUGGAGAUUGUAAGGAUCUGUGUUAUCUCUUUAUGUUCUUAUACUUUAGUUCAAUCCUCUGUGUUUUUUAGUCUAUGGAUCUUGUCAUAGUUUUCUCACUUGAUGAUAUACUUUGCUCUGUUAUCUUGGUUAGUUAUGAUGAAUCUGUUUACGACUA
Brassica rapa (field mustard) is the source of this 698-nucleotide messenger RNA. RefSeq lists its product as uncharacterized. Gene Ontology annotation, biological process: intracellular protein transport; endoplasmic reticulum to Golgi vesicle-mediated transport. The record is from RefSeq and is a predicted model, not a curated record. NCBI's taxonomy places the organism in Eukaryota, Viridiplantae, Streptophyta, Magnoliopsida, Brassicales, Brassicaceae. Gene Ontology annotation, cellular component: endoplasmic reticulum; endoplasmic reticulum membrane.